Penicillium nucicola is the source of this 2286-nucleotide messenger RNA. Its product is annotated as Zn(II)2Cys6 transcription factor domain-containing protein. Gene Ontology annotation, biological process: regulation of DNA-templated transcription. The record is from RefSeq and is a predicted model, not a curated record. The transcript has 2 exons. Lineage: Eukaryota; Fungi; Ascomycota; Eurotiomycetes; Eurotiales; Aspergillaceae. Bases 1 to 2286 code for a protein of 761 amino acids. Gene Ontology annotation, molecular function: DNA-binding transcription factor activity, RNA polymerase II-specific; zinc ion binding.
AUGCCAGGGGACCAGAGUGUUUCGCAGGCGUUUAUAUCAUCUUCAAAACCACAGCGGCGCCAAAAUACCAGUUGUGACCGGUGCCGACGUUCAAAGCGACGUUGUUUCGUGCCAAGCAUUGACGUUAAUGGAGUGCCUGGAACGAUAUGCACGAACUGCCAACGGUUGAAGCACCAUUGUACAUUCGAGUUUGCGAAGCGUCAUCCUACAUCCCCAAUCAGCAGGAAACAGAAAACCCAAGUUGCAGAGACAACAGAGAGAAUUGAACGCGAUGACUCGAAUAUUUUUGACGGGCUGAUCGAGGGGCUACCCGGCGGUCCGGAAAUUCAGUUCGAUGCAACUUCCGUGGCUGGUCAAGAUAUACUGGCAUCCUGGCUUAACUUGGAUCUUGAACAGGCUCCAGACGAUCACACCACAUCUUUAUCGAAUAGUAAGCUGGUGUGUCCGCCUUUCGUACCAGCCUGGUCCGAUACUUCAGCUACGCCAUACAUUGAGCUCAAUAACCAACGCUCACUUUCAUUCAAUCGAAUGCGCAUGACUCAGAAUGCACCAAACGUCCCUCUAUCAUUCAACAGUCCAAUAUAUUUGUUGAAUUCUGGAAUUGACGCCAAGAUACUCGGUGAUAGACUCACCCGAAUAUACGACGCAAUCUCAACAGCCAGCUCGUGUAGAUUUCUCGAAUAUGAUUGCAAUCUGUACGCAACGGCUGGAAACCGUUACAGAAUCGGAGAAGGCCAUUAUGGAAGCUCAACCGCGUCGCCGCCUGCGCAAUCAAUAAAUACUCCAGAAGAUAAGCCAAGCAACAAUCUUCUUCAAGAACCUGUCCCUUCAAACCCGGAAAAUGAGGAUAUCGUUCAUGAGAUCUCUCUUCUUGGGAGCAUUCGAUUCUUGGAUCAUUUCAGUCAUCUCUACGGCAACCGAUUGGACUCCAAUGCACGGAGAAAGUCCGAUGCAGUCUUAAAGGCAGUCCUUCUUGCAUUCUCGAUGCAAUGGCUGCCAGUGUCUGACAGAGAUAAUUCCACGGAACCCGAGUCAACUUUGAAUGCAUUUACAGAUGCGUGGGUCCGAGCUCGUGCACUUCUAGAGGAUGUUCGCCACGUGAAAUCAUUUCGCAUCAUCCUUGCAACACUUACCUUUGUCGGCAUUGUGACUCCAACCAAAUUAAGGGAGAUGGAGGGCUUUGUGCCUCCCAACUUUCUCGACUCGGCUCUGCAAAAGCUUUGCGACUUGGAUGGGCUUCUAACACAAUAUCGCAAGAACCUAGGAUCAUCUUCCACAUAUAGUAGUCUUUUAGAGGCAAGUUUGAACAUCAUUCGCUGGACUGCGUACAUCCGCGAUACAGGAGCGGCGUUGUCCAUGGAUCGGCAAUGCAAGCUUCCAGAUCUUUGGGGGCUUGAAAAAGUCGCUUCAAACAAAGAGUCUAUGACGGCUUGGACUACCUGUCAAAGCAUACUAGAAUUUGACAGUCAUGUUCAGGCGAUAUGCCUAAAAGCCAGCGCGGAGACAUUCUGUGUCUGGAGGCAGAUCAUCAAAAUCAAUACUUCUGCUAUGAACUCGACAAAUUCUGUUCCCGAGCAUCAACACGCGAUUGUCGAGGCCAUAAAUUCUAGCAUCGCAGCCAUUAACCAGCUGAAUGCGUCGUUUCAACCAUUUCUAGCUCAUUCUAUCAGGAUAUUUCUCUAUCUCUCCACCUGCCCGAGGAUUUCUAUUGGUGAGCGAGUUCUUUCUGAGUAUCCAUUUGCCAACUUGUGCUUACUUUUCAAAGUUUCUCUUGUAAUGUUCUGGAGCCUGGGGAUAUUCCACCUUGAUGACGUCUUCAAAAACGCCUGUCAAUAUAUUAAUGACUCGGACGAGCAGCGAUUCGUUCCUAUAAUCCAAACGUACCAACAAGAGGCUGCAUCAUUUGUUGCCCAAACCGUUGAAUGUGUACUCACUCUUCCUAUGGAAGAGGCUUUCAAUCUUCAAAAUGGUCUAGGCGCAGAAGUUCCGAUCACGGCUUAUCAUGUCACUCCAAGUUUAGCGGUGACAGCCCUUCAAAAGGCGAUAGAGGGUGUCAUUCAACAGCAAAUUCAUCUUAGCCAAGACGCUGAUCUCUUCGAGCAAGGCUGUGGCAUGCUCAUUCCCGAUGGAACAUGGGACCGACAGCUCGAUGUUCUGAUGAAGGGUCUGAUGUCACUUGAUGUGACCAUCGGUGGAUCGCAGACUUCGAGUAUGGCCCUUCAGUUGCUGAUGCGGCAACAUGGGGAUAUUCUAUCUGAAUGUUGGACUUCAAGCUUUGAGACAUAA